Molecule: messenger RNA, 354 nt
Organism: Anthostomella pinea
Lineage: Eukaryota; Fungi; Ascomycota; Sordariomycetes; Xylariales; Xylariaceae
Source: the annotation of a GenBank genome assembly
AUGUCUGCCACGAAAGAAACGACCACCCAGGAACCCGAGACACCCAAGGUCUCCAUAGUCGUGGAAUUCUCGGGUGGACUCGAGAUGCUCUUCUCAGACCAGCGUCGCCAUUCGCUGUCGAUACCAGCUACGGACAAGGAGGGCAAGGCGGUGACCAUAUCGUACCUCAUCGACUACCUGUGCAAUCGUACGAUGAAGGACGCGCGGAAGGAACUAUUCGUCCUCGACGACCAUGUCCGGCCGGGCAUCCUGGUCCUCAUCAACGAUGCCGACUGGGAGUUGGAGGGCGAAGAGGCCUAUGAGCUCCAGAAUGGCGACAAUAUCUUGUUUGUCUCUACGCUGCAUGGAGGCUAG